Molecule: messenger RNA, 7755 nt
Organism: Limulus polyphemus (Atlantic horseshoe crab)
Lineage: Eukaryota; Metazoa; Arthropoda; Merostomata; Xiphosura; Limulidae
Product: ATP-dependent RNA helicase DEAH12, chloroplastic-like
Biological process (GO): spliceosomal complex disassembly
Cellular component (GO): intracellular anatomical structure; catalytic step 2 spliceosome
Molecular function (GO): ATP binding; RNA binding; zinc ion binding
Source: RefSeq, a predicted model, not a curated record
UAAAUACAAAUUUAAUUUAAACAAACAUUUAUAGUAAGAUAAAUAUAUAAUAGUAAAUUUUCAGCAAAUUAGGUCAUGUCAAUUUCAUUAGGAGCCUCGUAUUACCAAUGGAUAGAGAAAGCACUAUGCAACGUUAAUCUGAUUCAUAUUGCGUCGGCAACAUUAAAUCAUGAAUUGUUUGGGAGAAACUACUAUUCUAGACAAAUAACAAUGCAGAGAGUAUGAAAUAUUGCUUUUCCCUAACAUUUGUCGAUGGUCGGUGUUCACCCUCGGUUUUAACACUGAUUUUAACAACACAUUUAUAUAUACUUAUGUUAUUUACUAAGAAUUAUAUUUUAAUUAAUUUAAACUCCAAAAUUUAUAUAUUAAUAACGUUUAAAAGAUCAGAGAAGAGAAAAAUUACAAAGCAUUUAAAUUUAAAAAAGUCUUAUUGUAGCUACAGGUAUGUUUUUGUUUCAAGGCCAAGAGACUUAUAAAUACGAAAUGGUCCCUUUACAGGUUUCGGUUUUUCAACAUUGUGAUCGAAGGCAGCAAAAGCAUACGGGAUAUUUAUUUCGUAUUAUCUAUUACACUGAGUAGUACUGUGAGAAACGGUGAUUUGAAAGGCCAAUACUACAUCUGGAUACUUUGUCUACUGUUUUUUGGACAGCUAGAUGACCAGUCAUAGGAUGUCAUGCAAUUCUAUUAACACUGCCGGUCUCUGUUUUUGGAAUAACUGAUAUGAAUUCACCAUUGCUGGCAACCCUUUUUGUAUAAUAAAGAACAUUGACAUUCAAGACAGUGUUUGAAUUUACUUACAGUCUCUGCAACUAAAUUAGAAUCAUCUGGUAACAGUCCAGUUUCAAAUAAGACCUAUUAUUUACUGUGAAGAUAACUGAUUGUUUUAAUAUGGAAAAAAAUUCCACCAAACAAAACCCUUAUGUAAGAUCAAGCAACAAUGAACAUCACAAGUUUUCUUCUGAAAGGCUUGAGAAAUAUGUCUCCUCUAAUAUUGUAGUUUCUAAAACCUCUCAAGAGUUUCACAGAAUUCAGCAAAAUAUUGUCUCUCACAAUCAGCAUGAAAGUGAAAGAAGGUCAUGUGGUGUGGGUUCUCAGCUUCAUCAUAGUGGAUAUAAACAUCCAAGAAGUGUUUUUCAUCAAAAGGUAUUGAACUCUAGUGAAUUAACAACAAACAGCCAAGGUAAACAUGGGAGGAAACAACCAACUCAUACAAGGUUUAAAGAGGAAUUGCUAUUUUCCUUGAAAUCAGCUAAUGAAACUUUAGCUGCCAGUAAUGAUGUGACUGAUUCAAAUUCAGAUUCUGAAAUAAGUGACCUUCAGAUACAAGAAAAUGUUUGUGAACUAUCUGUCUACAACUCAAAAGUAGAACAUUCUGAAAUUUCUGAUAGUGAGUCAAGUCUAGACACAGUACAUGGUGAGAACCAUGGCAACACUCAGGGCAGUGAAAUACGUGUUCAGGGGUUCAUUAGUGUAUUCUGGGAUAUGAAAGCCUGUCCAGUUCCUACUUCAAAAUCAUUUGUAGAUAUUAUGAACAAGGUACGAGAGACCCUUUAUGAAGGGCGAACAGAAUUUGAAAUAAAAAUUGCAAUUGAUUUCAAUGAGGUUAAUGAAAAGGGUCGUUUAUUACAAGAAUUGCAUGAUGCUAAGGUGACAGUUUAUCAUAUAGCAAGCAAAAACCCCUUCAAAUAUAGCCUGAGAAACUUUGGUAAAUUUUGUAGUGAAUGUAAGAAACAAGAGGCAUCACGACUGGUGGUUUUCACUGGGAAUUCAGUUUUUGCAUCUGAUUUGUGCAAUCUUAGAUAUGAUCUGGGUCUAAAUGUUAUUUUGAUACACAAUAGAAUAAUUGAAGAGUUUGUUUUAGGUAUUCCAAAUAAAUGUGUUUUAUAUGAUGAAUUUGUGAAGGAUCUUCCAGAUAGAGAAGGUACAGCUGAAAAUAAAGUUAUUGUGCACCUUGAAAAUCUGCCCAGCAAUGAACCAAAUGAAUGUGUGAAGAAAAAGCUUGAUGAGUUAUUGGAGAGUUCUGAUGGAAUCUUAAAGAAUGUAUCGGUGUCUGAGGGUUAUGUAUACUUCAGCAACACAACAUCUGCAAACAGACUAGUGAAAUAUUUAAAUGGAUAUAAGUUACUUGAUAAUGAAAUAAAAGCAACAUUGGUAUCAAAACCAAAUGUAUUUGCAACUAUGGUAAAGCAAACUAGUAAAGUAGGAACAGAAAACAAAGGAGCAAUGUGUAAGAGAGAUAAACAAAACCAAUUUAAAACAAACAAAACUAAAAUUAAGCCCAGAACUACUGAAACCACUGUGGUUCUUGAAUCUACAGAAUGCAUCACUGAUAAGAAUUUUUGGAUUCUUCGUUUAAAUCACAUUUUUAAGCAUGAAAUUAUAUCGUUGGAACUAAAAGAACUCACCUCAAAUAGAGGAGUUAUUCUUUUUUGUAGAUUUGCAAGCAUGGAAGAAGCAGAAAAAGCAGUAUCACUCUUGAAUACAUCUGGAAAAGAAACAAUAAACCUGGAAGUUAAAGAUACCAUAAAGAAAAAAGAUGAAAUGUCCUAUUAUCCAAACAAAGGUCUUAAAUUGCAGUUUGAUGAAUGUUCUCAGUUUAUUCAAAGUAAAGGAAACGAGAUCCUGCAAAAUAUCGAGGAAAAGCUGCAAGAAGCCAGAAAAGAAUAUAAAGACAGAGAGGUUUAUUUAUGUAAUAGAAAACAAUCAAAGAACAUCAAAAAUAAUAUGAAACUGACUGAAGAACUUUGUGCACUUGAAGUAAAAGUGAACCAGUUAGUAGAACAAAAGGAGGAGUUUUCUAGUUAUAUUAAAGCAAAGAUAGAGGAAAUUUCCUCUUUUGAAGUAGCUUCGAAAGCUAAUGUUGAAAUUACCAUAAAAAAUGUUAAAAGAGAUUUUGGAAGAGAAAUUAAUUGUGUCACUGAAGGCUUGCCAAUAUAUGGUAAAAAAAGUGAAUUACUAAGGAUGAUAAAAAAAGAACAGGUUAGUAUACUUUUGGCAGAAACAGGGUCUGGAAAAAGCACUCAGGUUGUUCAGUAUUUAUGGCGAUCUGGUUUGAUUGCAGACAAACAGAUUAUUUGUACACAACCAAGAAAAAUUGCAGCUAUAUCUCUAGCAAAGCAUGUGAGUGGACAGCUAGGUUUCCCUCUAGGGAAUAUUGUGGGAUACCAAGUGGGAAUGAGUAUCAAAAAGGAUAAGCAUACGAAAAUCACAUUCAUGACAGACCACACACUUUUAAAUGUUGCAGUCAAAGAUCAAACUUUUUCAGAUUGUGGAUGCAUUAUAAUUGAUGAGGCUCAUGAACGCAGUAUUUUUACUGACGUUUUGCUGGGUGUAAUUAAGCACUGUCUUUCACACAGACCAGACCUAAAAAUUAUCAUUACCUCUGCUACCAUUGAUCCAGAUUUUAUGACAUUCUUUGGUAUUGAAGAAAAAGCAUUAUUAAACAUACCUGGUCGGACGUUUCCUGUAGAAGUUGUCUGGAAGGACUGUGAUGUUAAGGAAGGUUGGGAUUAUCUAUCUGAUUCCAUAGACAUGGCCAUUCAGGUACACCAAAAACAACCACCAGGUGACAUUCUCACUUUUUUAACUUCACCUGCUGAAACAGAAAAAGCCGUAGAUUUGUUUCAAGAAAAAAUGAAACAAAAAAGUCCAGGUAGCUUUAUUUGUUUACUAGUUCAUGGAAAGCAAGAUAUUCAAGAACAAGAAAAAGUAUUUAAACCAGCUCCAGCAGGGAAACGAAAGAUAAUUUUUGCCACCAACAGUGCUGAAACAUCAGUUACUAUCAAUGGAGUCGUCUAUGUAAUCGAUUCAGGAAUGGUGAAAGAGCUGCAGUAUUCUCCUCAGAAGAAUUCUAAUGCUCUUGUUGUCUGUUUUGAAUCAAAAAGUGCGGCAGAACAACGGAAAGGCCGUGCAGGUAGAACCCAACCUGGAAAAUGUUUUCGAAUGUUUAGCAAAAACAACUUUGAGAACAUGAAGCAUUGUACUGUACCAGAAAUCUUGAGAACAAAUGUUUCUCAGGCUUUGUUGAAAAUCAUGGAAGUUAUUCCUGGCAAUCCCUUAAUGUUUGAUUUUGUUGAAUCUCCCUCAACAGAAGUUCUCAGAAAAGCAUAUGACCUUCUAGAACAUUUGGAUGCAGUGAAAGCUAAUGAACUAACAUGUCUUGGAAGAAAGAUGGCUAAACUUUCAUUAGAACCUCGUUUGUCUAGGUUGGUUAUUCAAGGAAUCUUUGGUGGAUUUGGUCUAGAUGCAAUUGUAGUUGCAUCUACUGCAACUGUUUCUCAUACUAUUUUCUUUCGCAUAGAAGAUAACAAAAAUGAAGCUGACCUGAAAAAGAUUCAGUUUUGUCAAACUGAAGGGGAUCUUUUUACUUACCUUAGUGUUUAUAAAGAAUGGUUUGCUGUUCCAAAAAAAUUCAGGCCUAGUUGGUGUGUUACCAAUUGCAUCAACAAUAAGGCAUUGAAGAUUGCUCAUGAAGUAGUAGAAGACUGUGUUAAUACUGUUAAGAAAGAACUGGGAAUUUCUGUGCAAAGAAGCUUCUGCAGUGACGACAACCAUAAAGAAAGAUUACAAAAUCUCAUUCUUGAAAGUUUUUCAGAUAACCUUUGUAUAUUUUCAGGCCACCCAAAAUUGGGAUAUUUUACAACAUCAGGAGAUCAGAUUCAUGUUCACCCAUCUGCAUACAUUCGUUGUCUAGACUGUGAUAUGCCAAAGUUUUUUGUCUAUGGUACUCGUCUCAAGACAUAUUUAGAAUAUGCUCUGUGCAUCUCCACUGUUUCUGAAGAGAUGGUUUCUAAACUGUUUCAAAGAAAAAAUCUCAACUUUGAUCUGGAUUCAUUUAAACAGCUUACUGUCCAACCAGUAAAACUUGGACCCAUAGGAAAAACUCUUCUACUAAGAGAAAUUCUUGGAAAUCAGUUAAGCAAGAUGAAUAUGUUUAAAAAUGAAAUUAAAAGCAUUACAAAUACUGAAGUAAUGCACAUAGAUUGGAAUGUGAAUAAAGGAGCUGUGUAUGUGUACAUAGCUCAACAGUUUACUUCUGUUAUAGAGGAAGUAUUCUACAAUUUCAUUAAAGAACCUAAACAAAAGAUGCUAGAAGAGGACAAAGAAGUUAAUUUUGCAGAACUACUAAACUACCCCAAGGGUGUAGGACCCACGAUAAUACUAGGCAGUGGUUCAGAAGUGAAAAACAUUUUAAUGCCUGGUGACUUUAGAACCAUUAUUCUUAACAUUAAUCAAAACACUAACAGUGUUAAGAUUCUUGAUACACUAAAAUCGUUUGGAAAAGUGAAAUCACACAGAGAAUUCAGAGAUAAGAAUAAAAUUCAUGUGACAUUUUUCGAUCCCGUCAGUGCUCAAAGAUCUCUUCAGUCCCUGAACAAUAAUACAGAUAUAAGAAAUGUCAGACCAUUUAUCCCUAACAUGUGUGAAACCAGACAUCGAGCAGUGAUGGAGGUAACUUGGUGUAGGAGGCCUUGUAAGGGUUAUGGUUUUGUAAACUUCAAAUCUCCAGACGAGUUCCUCUGUGUUGCUGAUCUGUUUUCUCAUUUCAGGAACUUUGCUGGUGUGACAGUCAGGAGAGACAGAAAAAAAGCUAACACGUUGUACCUUCGAAAUAUUUCAUCUUUUGCUACGCAACAAACAGUACAGAAAUCUCUGGAAGGAGUUCUUUAUGGAUUAGAUAUCAAUGUUGCUGUGAUUCGGGAAAACCCUUUUGUGUCUAGUUCAACUGAGUGUGAUAAUUUGGAAAGAGAGUUGACUUCAUUGAUUUCGAAAUUCUGCAGUGGGCAUAAUUUGGUUGUCAAGUUGCAAAAACCGAGGGAAAGUGACGUGAUGUGGAAAGCCAGAGUGUUUUUCACUCUUCCCAAAGAUGGGGAACAUGCUGCACAUUGUCUGAAUGGAGCUAAGAUUGGAUCACAAAAUGCUCCAUUGUCUCUUAAAAUAAAAUUUAAUUGUAUAAUGUUUUGUUGUUUAAAGUCAUAUAAUGCUGUAAAGGCAGUUUUUGAAGAAUCUAUAACUGAUUUCAAGAGGAUUGGUGCUUGUAAUGACAAUUUCAGCAUUGAAAUAACAAAGAUAAUGGAAAUCAAAGUAAAGGUAGUGAUCAGAACAGAUAACUUGCAUGACCUGAAGAGAGCUCAAAAGUUCUUUUUGGAAAUCCUUCAAGGUGAUCAGAUACAUUGUAAAGGAAGACCACUUUUGGAGAAACUGUUUGCUACACAUUCACAAAAAGUUAUGGAAACUAUAGAAAAAGACACAAACACGUAUAUCCACUUGGAUCACAAAUCAAAAAUUAUUUCCAUUUUUGGAUCUGUAGGAGCAUGCACCUUAGCUAAAUGUGAAUUAAAUAAAUGGUUGAACAUGAUGGAAGGCUGUGAAAUCAGUGUGUUUACAUUAAGGGACCAGAAAGGACCGAAAGGUUUACUAAAGGAACUGGUGAAAACUUAUGGAUACAGACUCACUGAUUUUAUAGAUAAAUGUGGUCUUGAAUCUGCAGAGAUUGACCUCCAGAAACAUCUACUUGUGGUAACUGGAGCUUCAUAUGCCAUAGAAAAAGCAGCAUCAGAAUUUGAACAUGUGAAGGAAAGGUUACUUGUGGCUCAGGAAAACCAUCCAGAUGUGGAUGAUGAAGAAUGUCCUGUGUGCUUCAUCACAGUAGACCCAACAGCUGGUUAUCGCUUGGAAUAUUGUGGCCAUCUUCAUUGUAAAGAAUGUCUUCUGUUACAAAUAGAAGCAAAACAAAUUCCUUUACUUUGUUCAGCAGAGGGCUGUGGACAAUAUUUUGUAAUGGAAGACCUUAAAAAAAUUCUUGAGGGCAAUGAAAAGCUGAGAAAAGAUCUUAUUGAAGAAUCCUUAAAAAAGUUUGUUGAAAUGAACAAGGAAUAUCGUUAUUGCCCAUCUUUAGAUUGUCCAAUGGUUUACCAUAUUACACCCCCUGGUGGUUCAUUUAUCUGCGGAUUUUGUGAAAAUGAUAUAUGUUCACAUUGUCACACACACUACCACAGUGGUAUUACAUGUGAGUUAAAUAAAACUUGUGCAGAAGAUGAAGAUUACUCUCUAGUGGUUUGGAUGGCGAAAGACGCUUCGAACAGAAAACUGUGUCCAUCGUGUAAGGCUCCCAUCGAAAAGAACGAGGGGUGUAACCACAUGUUUUGUAGUAAAUGUCAAACUCACUUUUGCUGGGUGUGCCUAGAGAAGUUUCGUAACGUAACUGAUUUUAAUAAGCACCAACCAUAUUGCCUACGAAAUUAAUUAGAGAGUCAGGGUCGUUAAAUCUUUAAAUAAAACACAACAAAUUAUCAUCAUCCUUCUUAAUUAGUAUAAAAUAACUUCAGUUAGAAGUUUUCCGAGAAACUGGUUUGAAACACAAAUAUUCCAUUUAUUGAUUUAUGUAUGUAUCGUAAGUAAAUAACCACUUCACCAAUUCCAAUCGGUAAUCCCCCCCCCCAAGGGGCACAGCGGUAUGUCUGCGGACUAACAACGCUAGAAACCGGGUUUCGAUACCCGUGGUGGGCAGAGCACAGAUAGCCCAUUGUGUGUAGCUUUGUGCUUAAUUACAAACAAACCUUUAGUUAGUGAAAAAAAAUCUAGCCACGAAUGACCAUUCUGAUGUAACGUGUUUAGCUAUAGUAAUGAAUAAAAUAUCAUUAAUAAAAGAAAGAAUAUUCUAUUGAUUGAUUUAUGUAUGUAUCGGGCCCGGGAUGGCCAGGUGGUUAGGGCGCUCAACUCACAAUUUGCGGGUUCGAAUCCCUGUCCCACCAA